UCAACCGAAGCCCCAGAUCGGUGAGGUCGCAAGUUUCCCACAUUCGAGUCCUACUAUCUUAACCAGCUCAGAAUGCUCAUUAAACUGAUACUGGCGUUGGUAAUUGGCUAUGGCGGCAUUUUUGCGCCUGGCAGUGCACAAAAUCUGUUGGAUCGACUGCGUCCGGUGAAUAUGACCCGCUUCGAUGAUGGCAUAAAGGUGGUCUCCGGCACCAAAGUGAAGCGGUACGAACGGCUGACGGUUCCGCUGGGAGGUCCUGUGGGCAUUCCAGGACCAGCUGGGCUUCUGGGACCCCUACUGCCACCGCAGCCAUCGUAUUUGGGAUACACCUAUCAGUUGGUGCCUCAAUGGCAGGCGGGUGCCAAACUGGUGGGCGAUGGGGAAGGAGCGGGCGUGGCCGGAAUGGUAUCCUUUGUACAGCUGCCCUACAACUCGGACAUUAGGGUGACGAUCAAUGUGACUGGAUUGCCGCCCGGCAAACAUGCCCUGCAUAUUCACACCUUCGGAGAUCUCAGCGAUGGUUGCAAGUCCACUGGCGGGCAGUUUCCCAAUAACUUUCUCGGUAAUGUGGACACCAAGGAUGAUGGCAGCAUCUCGGCGGUCUUCCAGAGCAUUUACCUGCAAUUGUUUGGCAUCAAUGGCAUCGUGGGACGUUCCAUAGUGAUACACAGCAAGCCCAUCGAUCUGAAUACCGCCCUGAAUGCAGAGGUCUUCUCCUCCUCCCUGCAGGCUAUGCCAAAUCCGCUGGCCUAUCAGAACGAGGAGAACUCACUGGGUGCUGCCAUCGCCUGUGGGGUUAUUAGUCUUAUGAGCACAGCAGCCAGUGCGUCGGGUAUGACAACAGCUGCCCCAGCAGCACCUGCAAUGGAAACCCCAGAGAUUUAA
Molecule: messenger RNA, 885 nt
Organism: Drosophila teissieri
Lineage: Eukaryota; Metazoa; Arthropoda; Insecta; Diptera; Drosophilidae
Product: superoxide dismutase [Cu-Zn], chloroplastic
Exons: 3
Coding region: 73-885 (270 amino acids)
Biological process (GO): removal of superoxide radicals
Molecular function (GO): superoxide dismutase activity; copper ion binding
Source: RefSeq, a predicted model, not a curated record